GGCGACGGCCGCGGCGGCGGCGGCGGCGUGUCCGUGAGAGCGGCGUGGGGGCGGGGAGGAGAGGCGGCGGCGGCGGCGGCGGCGGCGUCCGAGCUACGCCACACGGGGCCGGGGCGCCGGGAGCCGGGAGCCGGAGCGCAACGCGGGGUCGUGGCGGCGGCGGUGAGGGGAGCGCGGCGGAGGAGGCGGAGCCAUGGCGGGCCAGCAGUUCCAGUACGAUGACAGCGGGAACACCUUCUUCUACUUCCUCACCUCCUUCGUGGGGCUCAUCGUGAUCCCCGCCACCUACUACCUCUGGCCGCGAGACCAGAACGCGGAGCAAAUUCGAUUAAAGAAUAUCAGAAAAGUAUAUGGAAGAUGUAUGUGGUAUCGUUUACGGUUAUUAAAACCCCAGCCAAAUAUUAUUCCUACAGUAAAGAAAAUAGUUCUGCUUGCAGGAUGGGCACUGUUCUUAUUUCUUGCAUACAAAGUUUCCAAAACAGACCGAGAAUAUCAAGAGUACAAUCCUUAUGAAGUACUAAAUUUGGAUCCUGGAGCAACAGUGGCAGAAAUUAAGAAACAGUAUCGCUUGUUGUCACUUAAAUAUCAUCCAGAUAAAGGAGGUGAUGAAGUCAUGUUCAUGAGGAUAGCAAAAGCGUAUGCAGCUUUAACAGAUGAAGAGUCUCGGAAAAAUUGGGAAGAAUUUGGAAAUCCAGAUGGGCCUCAAGCGACAAGCUUUGGAAUUGCUUUGCCAGCUUGGAUAGUUGACCAGAAAAAUUCAAUUCUGGUUUUACUUGUGUAUGGAUUGGCUUUUAUGGUUAUUCUUCCUGUUGUGGUGGGCUCUUGGUGGUAUCGGUCAAUACGAUAUAGUGGAGACCAGAUUCUAAUACGUACAACACAGAUUUAUACAUACUUUGUUUAUAAAACUCGAAAUAUGGAUAUGAAACGUCUCAUCAUGGUUUUAGCUGGAGCUUCUGAAUUUGAUCCUCAAUAUAAUAAAGAUUCCACAAGCAGGCCAACAGAUAAUAUUUUAAUACCACAGCUAAUCAGGGAAAUUGGCAGCAUAAAUUUAAAGAAGAAUGAACCUCCACUCACCUGUCCAUACAGCCUGAAGGCCAGAGUUCUUUUACUGUCUCAUCUUGCUAGAAUGAAAAUUCCUGAGACACUGGAAGAAGAUCAACAGUUCAUGCUGAAAAAAUGUCCUGCUCUGCUUCAAGAAAUGGUUAAUGUAAUCUGCCAGCUAAUAAUAAUGGCCCGGAGCCGUGAAGAAAGGGAGUUUCGUGCUCCAACUUUGGCAUCCUUAGAAAACUGUAUGAAGCUUUCCCAGAUGGCUGUUCAGGGGCUCCAGCAGUUUAAGUCACCCCUUCUGCAGCUCCCCCAUAUUGAAGAGGACAAUCUUAGGAGAGUCUCGAAUCAUAAAAAGUACAAAAUUAAAACUAUCCAGGAUUUGGUUAGUUUAAAAGAAUCAGAUCGUCAUAGUCUGCUACACUUCCUUGAAGAUGAGAAGUAUGAAGAGGUCAUGGCGGUCCUUGGGAGUUUCCCGUAUGUGACCAUGGACAUAAAGUCACAGGUCUUGGAUGAUGAAGAUAGCAACAACAUCACAGUAGGAUCCCUAGUUACAGUGUUGGUUAAGUUGACGAGGCAGACCAUGGCUGAAGUAUUUGAAAAGGAGCAGUCCAUCUGCGCCGCCGAGGAACAGCCUACAGAAGAUGGGCAGAGUGAUGCCAACAAGAUCAAGGCAAAAGGAGGAUGGCAGCAGAAGAACAAAGGACCCAAGAAAAUGCCCAAAUCCAAAAAAAAGAAGCCUUUAAAAAAGAAACCCACAACUGUGCCCUUACCUCAGGCAAAGCAGCAGAAGCAAAAGCAGGCAAAUGGAGUUGUUGGGAGUGAAGCUGCAAUAAAGGAGGAAGAAGACGACAUUUCUGACAAGGGCAGUGAUUCUGAAGAGGAAGAAACCAAUAGAGAUUCGCAGAGUGAGAAAGACGAUGGUAGUGACAGGGAGUCUGAUAGAGAGCAAGAUGAGAAACAAAGCAAAGAUGAUGAAGCAGAGUGGCAAGAGUUACAACAGAGUAUACAGAGGAAAGAGAGAGCUCUUCUGGAGACCAAGUCAAAGAUAACACACCCUGUCUAUAGUCUCUACUUUCCUGAGGAAAAACAAGAGUGGUGGUGGCUUUAUAUUGCAGAUAGGAAAGAACAAACAUUAAUAUCCAUGCCAUAUCAUGUGUGCACACUGAAGGAUACAGAAGAGGUAGAACUCAAGUUUCCCGCACCCGGCAAGCCUGGAAAUUAUCAGUAUACAGUGUUCCUGAGAUCAGACUCCUAUAUGGGCUUGGAUCAGAUUAAACCACUGAAGUUGGAAGUUCAUGAGGCCAAGCCUGUGCCAGAAAACCACCCACAGUGGGACACAGCGAUAGAAGGUGACGAAGACCAGGAAGACAGUGAAGGAUUUGAAGACAGCUUUGAGGAAGAGGAGGAGGAAGAGGAAGGUGGAGACUAACCCGUGUGAGUGGACCACAGCGUUUGCACAUCCUUGCAAACAUUGCUGCUCUGUGAGUGGUGAUAAAGCAGCAGCAGUGAGGACUGAUAUGGAGGGAAGGGUUGCCGACUUUACUAGAAACGGAUGCAAAAAAGAGGCCGCUGGUGCCAGGGUACAAUCUGAAAAGGGUUUUUAAAGCCUUUCAGCUAUGGGGUGGUGCGUUUAUCUCAUCUGCAAACGAUAAUAAAUCCUUUGAUGUUCCAACUGUCCAGAAGUGUGGGCUGUGCAUUACCUGAGUAUGCUCUCAGUAAAAGUCAAGGUACAUGAAAACAAUCUAUAAAUGAGGAGCUCUUCUUUGUUCAGCUUUAGUUUUAGUAAACAUUAAAAUAUGAUAAGCAUCACACAUGUUUUAAGUAACGUCUGCUCAAGUUUUUAAUCUGUUAGUAAGCUCUAUUAUUCAUUUAUCAAUAUUUUACAAAUGGUAAGAUUGUAACAGUUCAAUAUGUGAGUUGAAACCAUAAUUUUCAUCUAUCUUGGCCAUAACUUAGCAUUCUCACACAUUCCACAUAAUACAGAGGGCUACAUUUUAGAAUUUUCCAUUCUUAAUUGCCCAGAGUUAGCAGACGUUAUAAAAGUGGCUUUUAUUGGCUUACAGCCUCUUAAAGCCUCUGGUGGUGUCAGUGCAGGAUCGAAUUCAUCUGAUAAGCUUCAGGGCCAAAAGUUACUCCGGGACCACACGUUCUCUGAUGCUCGGUUGAUGUCAUUCAGCCUUUUGGAAAAGGUUCACUAGAAAAGCUGAACUACAUUCGUAGCUUUUAACCUACCUGACUCUGUCCGAAGCCUUCUGAAGACAGUAUAACUACAGCAUACAAAGGAGGCACUUUUGUAUUCAUUUGGACUCCUGUUAAUAAAAUAGAAGUUUGACUCA
Messenger RNA from Mus caroli (Ryukyu mouse), 3383 nucleotides. It is a transcript of the gene Sec63, whose product is annotated as SEC63 protein translocation regulator. Gene Ontology annotation, molecular function: transmembrane protein transporter activity; RNA binding. NCBI's taxonomy places the organism in Eukaryota, Metazoa, Chordata, Mammalia, Rodentia, Muridae. Gene Ontology annotation, biological process: SRP-dependent cotranslational protein targeting to membrane; post-translational protein targeting to endoplasmic reticulum membrane. The record is from RefSeq and is a predicted model, not a curated record. Gene Ontology annotation, cellular component: Sec62/Sec63 complex.